AUGUCGGCCAGACUCAACCUCAUGAUUUCAGGAACAUUCCGCCCAUGUAAGAAAGGGAAGCAUUGCAUUGCAGUACCAUCUCGGCGGUCGUGUAGAACCAUGGGACGAGCACAAGCCAGCAAGGUCGCCCGGCCACCAAUGAACCAUCUCCAAUCGCCUGCUCCCCAAAAUAGCACAGCAGAAGCACCUGGUAUGGAUCGAUGUUAUCUUCAGUCCUCCCGCUUAGAAGGUUACCUCUGCUCCCUGACCAAUCCUUAUGGUACCUUGAGCCCCUCUGAUCUGGCAUGGAAGGGAUGUGUUACUAAGGUUGAUGGUCUGUGA
Messenger RNA from Fusarium odoratissimum NRRL 54006, 321 nucleotides. RefSeq lists its product as uncharacterized. The coding region runs from base 1 to 321 and encodes 106 amino acids. The record is from RefSeq and is a predicted model, not a curated record. The transcript is spliced from 2 exons. Lineage: Eukaryota; Fungi; Ascomycota; Sordariomycetes; Hypocreales; Nectriaceae.